AUGGUCCAGACUGAUCCCGGCCCUCUUGCGGAAUCAAAGUAUAAACAGGAAUCCACUGACGAGUCUUAUCGACCCGGCAGCUCUUUGCGUCCCGAUUCGCAACAAUUUCAACCACUUCAACAACAACCUCGAGCCGACUUUGCGUCUUUUGAAAAAUCAAAUCUCAUAUCUUCCGCACAGACCGCGGCACCUGCAUCAUCUUCCAUCUACUCGAAUCAUCCAUCUCUGAGAGACGGCGGUUUGCAGGUUCACACUGCUUACGGAGCACCAACGCAAGAAUCCUCUUACUACAAUCCGCAUUCCACUCCAUUUACAAGUGCGACAUCCCCGAGCUCCUACUCUUCAACCGGACAAUCAGACCUCAUGGCAACCACCGCCCAGAUGCAGAGACCAUCUUAUCCCCCUAUCUACCACACGCCUCAAUCCAAUUCGCCAGCGUCGGUGGCAUCACAGCCCCAUGAUCCGCACAGCCGCCAUAUGUACACUCAAUCCCCCCAGAUGCCGCACCAAAUGUACGGCUACCCGCAAUAUGCGCCGAUCAACCCGGUGCAGCCAUCGCCGUAUGCGACACAUCCACCUCCCUCUCAAACGCACCCUUUGACCUCUCAGUCCAUCAUGAUGCCUCCUCAGACAACAACGGCAGCGCACAUGUCACAGCACCAGCCCCAGCAUGCGUCCGCCUCCAUGUCUAGCAGCCCAAUUCUGAAAUUGGAUUCUCACCAGAAUGCACCCAUGCAACGACCAAUGCUCAACCCGCCACUCUCGUCCCCGCCCCAGGUCAGUUUACAGAGCGGCGGCCUUCAUCAAAUAUCUUCGACGGGGACGAGCUCCAGCGCAGCACCGGGACCUAUUCCAGCCACCACACCUCUGGUAGUGCGACAAGACAGCAAUGGGGUGCAAUGGAUCGCCUUCGAGUACUCGCGUGAUCGGGUCAAGAUGGAGUACACCAUUCGCUGUGAUGUCGAGUCCGUCAAUGUGGACAGCCUCAGCCAAGACUUCAAGACGGAGAACUGCGUCUAUCCGCGCGCCUGCUGCGGCAAAGACCAGUACCGUGGAAACCGUCUGGUUUACGAGACGGAGUGCAACACGGUGGGAUGGGCUCUCGCAGAACUCAACCCUUCCUUGCGUGGUAAGCGGGGCCUGAUCCAGCGAGCUGUGGACAGCUGGCGAAAUAGCAAUCAGGACCAGCGUCUGCGUAGUCGACGAGUUCGUCGCCAGGCCAAGGCCAACUAUCGCAAGCAGUCAAUAGCUCCCCCAACACCGCACAUGCCCCAGGCGAUGUCUCUUGGCUCGGGCCUCCCCAGUGCACCGAACAUGCUCGGCCAUCAAGGCCCUAGACACAGUCUGUCUGGCCCUGGACCAAUGUCCAUGGCACCACCACAAUUGCAUCAUCAUCAUCACGCCCAUCCGGACGGCAGCCCUAAGAUUGAGGAAGUUAGCGGCUCCACAGAGUUCAGCCACGCUAGCCAGCGUCAAAACAAUGAGUCUGCCAAUCCGUCUGCUAUAGCGGUCGCUAGUGACCUUCGAUCGGUCCAGAGCUUUCACGACGCACCCAGAGCUCUUCCACCAUCUGCAAGCACGGCGCCAUCUAUGCCACCUUUACUUCAGGACAGCGGCCUUGGUGCAAUCAGUCGUCCCCGUGUCAUUGCGACCUCCGCCCAACACAUGGGGGCUGGUGACCACGAAGCAGAUGAUCCUGAUACUUUCACCCCGAAUAAUAACGAUCUUUUUGGGGCACUUCCCGCCGGCAAACGACGUACUUUUAUCCUGGUCGAAGAUCCCCAGCGGGGAGCUCGGGUGCGAGUCAAAGUGACGCUGGACAAGGUGAAUAUGGACGAGAUUCCCGAUUCCUACCGCAAGUCCAAUGCGGUUUAUCCGCGCUCCUACUUCCCCGUUCAGAUGAGGGAUGCCCCGGGCUCUAAUGUGCCCAACCAGCGCUUCUGUCGCGAUGAUACUGAGCAUGGAGACCACUAUUCCGAUACCACAGUUGGGCAAACCAUUGUGCUUGCACCCUCGCUGGAUGGGGAUCGUGAAAUUGAGAUUCCUCAGCUCUCACGCCGUCGUCAUCACAAGGAAGUCCUACUGAAUGAUCUCGGCUAUCGGUUGAGCUGGAGUCAAAGUAGAGUCUUUGCUGAACGGAUUCUAUUUUUGCAGCGAUCACUCGAUGCCUACCGGAAUAAAAUGCGCAGCAGUAUUUUGGCCGCAGGAUCGGAGCCAUCCGAAGUCCCGGAGCACUUUGACACUCGACGCGGGAAACGGCGAUUUUUACAACGUUGCGCGCGUCGAACGGACGAGGAACGUCGUGGCCCCCCGGGCAUUUCGCAGCGCACCGUGGAGGAGGUCGAGUAG
Molecule: messenger RNA, 2349 nt
Organism: Penicillium oxalicum
Lineage: Eukaryota; Fungi; Ascomycota; Eurotiomycetes; Eurotiales; Aspergillaceae
Exons: 5
Coding region: 1-2349 (782 amino acids)
Source: RefSeq, a predicted model, not a curated record